Asparagus officinalis (garden asparagus) is the source of this 1312-nucleotide messenger RNA. Its product is annotated as CDP-diacylglycerol--inositol 3-phosphatidyltransferase 1-like. Bases 310 to 987 code for a protein of 225 amino acids. Gene Ontology annotation, cellular component: Golgi apparatus; membrane. Gene Ontology annotation, biological process: phosphatidylinositol biosynthetic process. The record is from RefSeq and is a predicted model, not a curated record. The transcript has 11 exons. Lineage: Eukaryota; Viridiplantae; Streptophyta; Magnoliopsida; Asparagales; Asparagaceae. Gene Ontology annotation, molecular function: CDP-diacylglycerol-inositol 3-phosphatidyltransferase activity.
UUCUUAACUCCCAAACAAAGGGUAAGCCUGCCUCACGGUCUGAACAAAAACUCGAUAAAGUUACACGAAGAGAAUCUCUUUGCUUCAUCGAUGUCGAUCGAGCCCUUGUUAGAUCUCCUCUCUUACCGUCUCAUGUCAUCUAAUCUCAUCGCGGUCCAACUCCAGGCAAGCAUCGAUGCCCUAACCCUAGAUGGAAAUCAAACAAUUAAGUUCUCUCCCGCUUAGGUAACAAAGGUUUUGAACUGAAGGAGUGAAGAAAGUUUCAGAAGUUGAUGCAUUGUGCUCUAUAUUAUUGUUUGAAAGUGAGAAAUGGCUCAGUCUUCUGCUCGAAGAAUGGUUUCGGUUUACCUUUACAUCCCCAACAUCAUUGGAUAUAUAAGAGUUAUCAUGAAUAUUGUUGCAUUUGCUGUUUGCUUUUCCAAUAAAUUGCUGUUUGCCGUUCUUUACUUUAUCAGCUUUGCUUGUGAUGCAUUGGAUGGUUGGUUUGCACGCAAGUUCAAUCAAGUGUCAACUUUUGGAGCUGUCUUAGAUAUGAUAACGGACAGAGUUAGCACAGCUUGUUUGUUGACGAUUCUCUCUCAACUUUACAGGCCUGGCAUGAUUUUCUUAUCUUUGCUUGGAUUGGAUAUUGCUAGCCAUUGGUUGCAGAUGUACAGUACUUUCUUAUCAGGUAAGACUAGUCAUAAAGAUGUUAAAGACAAAAGUAGUUGGCUUUUGAGAGCAUAUUAUAAGCACCGUCCAUUCAUGGCUUAUUGUUGCGUGGGCUCUGAGGUUCUUUACAUCAUCCUCUUCCUUCUUCACGAGGACCAAUCUGAAAGUGUUGUCACUGUUUGUUUGGAUGUAAUGAAAGCAAAUUUAGUUCUAGCAUUGCCACUGUCUUUGUCUCUCUUUGGAUGUGCAAUCAAGCAAGCAGUUAAUGUUAUACAGAUGAAAACAGCAGCUGAUGUUUGUGUACUUUAUGAUAUGCAACGAAAGGAGAAACCAUGAAUGAUCAACUGCAAAGGAUAUGCGAUUCUCUGUUAACCUUUUAUGUGAAGCUCUGGUUGACUAACAAAAAAACUUGGCUGCUCUUGAAAUUUACUUAUGGUGCGUUGGCAGCUAUGCAUUAGUUCAAGAAUUGCUUCAUGUCUUCAGCAUUAGAUAUUUGCACGACUCGCAGUAACAUUUGGUUUCUUUUUUACUUUUUGUGAAUUUUUGGUCACUGGUAUAACAACUGCUUGCAAAAUGUUGUUAAUGAACCUCAUUGUGUAGGUGAUGCCUUUUUUGUAUGAUGCAUGGUCAGCUAUUAUAAAUUCUUGUGCUUAGUGUCCAA